AUGCGGCUCACCGCGAAGCCCAUCAGCGGGUUUGUCUCAGGAGCCGAUGGAUCUGUAGCCGCGGUGGCGCCAGAGGCGGGUGCUCUUUGGCUGGUGGGGCGCCGCAGCCCUGAGGAGCUCUGCAUCUGGAGCGCUUGGGACUCGACCGGUUUCCCCCCCUCGGAGCUGCUGCCACACGGCCUGGAGGUCUUGGGCCGCUUCGCCCCGGCCGAGCUUCGAGCGAAGGGUGAGGGCUUGACCGCUUGGAGGGACGAGGGCGGCCAGCUCUGCGGGGAAAUCGCUGGCCAGCAGCUAGGCCCCUGCCAGGUGGUGGAGCCCACAGAGGUCCUGGUGCGCAGCUCCCUGGAGCUCCUCCCCACCUCCGAGUUGCCUGAGCUGCGGUUCCUCUUGGGCAACUCCGCGCCCUCGCUGCCAGAGCUGCGCGCCGGAAGCGCCGGAAGCGCCAAGAUGGAGGGCGCGGUAGAGGUUUUGUUUGACUCCGACACCGGGCGCACCAACUUUUUGAGCCUCGGCUCGGAGAUGAUCCCGCCCCUCCGUCUGGACUUUGCGGCCUACGUGGCCAAAGGCGCUUCGGCGGCCCAAGCGGCCGAGCAGCUCACAGCGGCGGCCCAAACGCAGCUGGCGAAGCGCCCAAGCGCGGCGGUGCGGUGCUACCUGCCUGAGACCUUGGGCCAUGCAGUGCUGCUGGGCGCUACGGAGGACCCACUGUGGCGGAAGGAGCUGCACCGCCUGCUGCGGCUCCCGGAGGAGCCGCUGCUACUGCCGGGGGCCGCCCUACCGCUGCCCGGCCAGGCGCACCCAUGCGCCACCGGCAAGCCGACCAACCCCCACAGCUCCUGCGGCCCGCAGCCGGGCUGGUGGAAAGGCUCGCAGGACACCACAGGCCGCGCCUUCGUGCGGGGCCUCUACGAGUACAACCACUACAUGCAGGACAGUUUCGACGACAACGGCUGGGGCUGUGCCUACCGGUCCCUGCAGACCUGCGUGAGCUGGUACCGGUUGCAGCACUACAGCGGGGAGGCGGUGCCCAGCAUCCCGGAGAUCCAACGACUGCUGAAGCGCAUCGACGAGGCGCACAAAGACCUGGAGGUGGGCAGCAAGAAGUGGAUCGGAACCGUGGAGGGCAUGUACCUGCUGCAGGAGUACCUCAAGGUGGACUGCAAGAUGAUGUACUGCCAAGACGCAGCUGACAUGGCCAGUCAGGCCCCGCAGAUGCUCCAGCACCUGAAAACGGAAGGCACGCCCAUCAUGAUGGGCGCCGGGAUGUAUGCCUACACCCUGGUGGGCCUGUGCUUUGACUCCGCCUCUGGUGAGGUCGCCUACCUGAUCGUGGACCCCCACUACACCGGCCAGGACGAUCUCAAGCCCAUUCUGCAGAAGGGCUGGGUGGGGUGGAAGAACUUGGAGUUCUUCGAGAAGAGCACGGAGGGCAGCUUCAUCAACUGCUGCCUUCCGCUGGUCCCUCGGGGCCCCGGCUGCCUCUGA
Effrenium voratum is the source of this 1485-nucleotide messenger RNA. The record is from the annotation of a GenBank genome assembly. NCBI's taxonomy places the organism in Eukaryota, Dinophyceae, Suessiales, Symbiodiniaceae.